Messenger RNA from Brenthis ino (lesser marbled fritillary), 267 nucleotides. The record is from the annotation of a GenBank genome assembly. Lineage: Eukaryota; Metazoa; Arthropoda; Insecta; Lepidoptera; Nymphalidae.
AUGCCUAAAGAAAAUUGGUGUGAUGUCAACGACCGCUGUGCCCAAUACUCAUACAGUAAACGCAUUUGCCGCACACACGAGCGUGGUGCGAUUUAUUCGCGGACGAGCGAGACGACGCGCGGCGCCGGGCGGCGGGGGCUAGCGCAGUGGGACGACGCAGCCGAGGCCGUUCACCCCGGAAGAUUCAAUGUUUUGAUACCGCUCGAGCCUCCGCCGACGAUGGAAAACUGCAUUUUCUUUGAUGCGCUUCACUUUUCACGCUCUAAU